AUGGAAUCCGAAUGGCUUCGUGAGGGCCUCUGCUAUGCUUUGAGAGCUUCCAUAUUCACGACCGAUACCGGCGACUCUCAACCUCCAGGUCGGGAUCCACGUCUUCGGAAACUGAUUGAGAAGGUACUAUGGUCGAGGAGAUUUGUCUUGACAUAUCAUUUCGUCAUUUUGGUCUUCGUAACCGUUCUCUCGGCCUCGCACUGGAUAUCCAAAGCGCUUAGAUGGCAUCGUAAGCGCGUAACGAGGGUACAUUUUCUGAAGGAUGAGGACCAGUAUGAUGGAGAUGCCCGAACAAUCGUUCCUUCGUCAAAUGAAGAUACUAGACUUGUGUACUCCUCGGGCGGCAGUACGAUCCAGGGCAUUUCUAGUCCUCCUCGAAAGGACAUUGAUGAAGCUACCCCACUUCUCGCACCUAGCAUCAGCUAUCACUCUGGAAGGUCAUUGGUAUCACUCGUCAGAGCCCUUUUGAUCUAUCAACCUGCGCCAGUUCCAGUUAUCGACAAAAUUCUACCACCGAAUGGCACUUCUGUCGUUAUUCUUUCAUUUUUGGGCCUAAAUUUGUUCUACAUAUUCUAUGGCAUAAGCAUCAACGCUAUUGACUUUGUUGUUCUAGCGGACCGACUCGGUCUUGUAUUUUCUGCAAACAUACCUCUUCUAUAUCUACUAGCUGCAAAAAGUCAGCCUCUAAAGUUUCUCACUGGUCGAUCUUAUGAAUCUCUGAAUAUUUUUCAUCGUCGACUUGGGGAGCUGUUAUGUUUGGAGGGUUUCUUCCACUCUAUUGGAUUUCUUCUCGUCUGGUAUGUGCUGUUUAGGCCAAGCGGCUUUGGGCUUGUCCGCUUUUUACUUCUGAGGAGGAAUCUGAUAGGAGUUGGGAUGCUCUUUGCGUACGAGUUGCUUUACUUUACCUCGCUUGGGAGCUUCCGGCAGCGUUGGUACGAGCUGUUUCUAGGAUUUCAUGUUAUCUUUCAAGUUCUGGCUUUACUGGGUCUGUACUUCCACCACCACACCGGAAGGCCAUAUGCUCUUGCCGCUUUGAUCAUCUUCCUUCUGGACCGAAUUCUGCACCGAUUCAGCAUGAAGAGCGUGAUGACAGAAGCUCGAACCAAGAUUCUUGAAGAUGAAGAUACUGUCAGAGUCUCCUCUACCAUCGUCCUACGUUCAAGAUCCGGGCUUCUUCAUGUGUUUGGCAAGUCAAUUUAUAGUGGCUGGCACGCCACCGAUCACAUUUUCGUGACCGUUCCGUCACUGUCUCGAAUACAAGCUCACCCUUUCACCAUCGCUUCUGCCGCACCAAGGUCAGGAGACGAGGUAGCUCAGAUGGACCUCAUCGUUCGAGCCCAAGACGGCUUCUCUCGAGAUCUCCUCAACGCAGCCCGUCUUCACAAGAGUCUCAAUAUUCGCAUCGACGGCCCUUACGGAAGCUCUCACGCUCGCGAGAUGCUCGAAGAUUCCGACUUGGCCCUUCUGGUAGCAGGCGGAAGCGGCAUUGCGGUUUCCUGGCCUGUGGUCAAACAUCUCCUCGACAUCAACCGAUCCUCAGAAAUAGAAAUCGCAGCAGCUUUCUCACUGCGCAAACAAAAAGUGGUGCUUAUCUGGGUGAUUCACGAGACUGCACAUCUCUCAUGGCUGGGAAGAGACGCGCUAGCUGAGGCAGAGCUCCUAGGUGCUGAAGUUAUCAUCCCGCGUGCGACGGAAGAGAUUGGCCGGCCAGACUUGAAGACGAUGAUUUGUGAUUUGGUGGAUUUGCAUGCGAGAGGGAAGAGGACAAGUGUAGUUGCUAGUGGCCCAGAUGGGAUGGGGAGAUUGGUCAGAAAUACGUGUGCGGGUCUUGUGAAGGAUGGAAGGCAAGUGGAUGUGGCGAUUGAGAAGUUUGGGUGGUGA
Molecule: messenger RNA, 1881 nt
Organism: Cadophora gregata
Lineage: Eukaryota; Fungi; Ascomycota; Leotiomycetes; Helotiales; Ploettnerulaceae
Exons: 1
Coding region: 1-1881 (626 amino acids)
Biological process (GO): intracellular iron ion homeostasis; copper ion import; iron ion transport
Cellular component (GO): plasma membrane
Molecular function (GO): ferric-chelate reductase activity
Source: RefSeq, a predicted model, not a curated record